Molecule: messenger RNA, 576 nt
Organism: Paramecium tetraurelia
Lineage: Eukaryota; Ciliophora; Oligohymenophorea; Peniculida; Parameciidae
Exons: 2
Biological process (GO): regulation of cytoskeleton organization
Cellular component (GO): axoneme
Molecular function (GO): microtubule binding
Source: RefSeq, a predicted model, not a curated record
AUGGAUUCACCUACACUAACCGAACAAGAAGUGAACGAUAUCUAUACAUGGGUAGACAUAAUCCCACUCUCAAGGCCAAAAAAAAAUAUAGGAAGAGAUUUUGCAGAUGGUGUAUUAAUGGCUGAAAUUGUACAUCAUUACUUUCCUAAGUUGGUUGAAUUGCAUAACUAUUCAUAAGCCAAUUCAACAUAAACAAAAUAAUACAAUUGGAGCACACUAAAUACCAAAGUGCUAAAAAAAUUAGGGUUUCAAUUAGCAUAAAAGGAUAUUGAUUCAGUAAUCCAGGUUGAAGAUAGAGCAAUCGAACGUGUUUUAAAAAUAGUUUAAGAAAAAAUAAAAUACUUCAAGGAAAAUGAAUCUCAAUUACCGGAAACGUAAAAAUCUCCAAGUCAUCAUAAUUCAGACCAACUCUAACAAUCAAUGACAAAUGAGAAAGACUAAUUAAUUUAAGAGUAGAGAGAAACUAUUGGAAUACUCGAGCUUAAGAUUACAAAACUAGAAUAAUUAGUGAAAUUGAAGGAUAGUAAAAUACAAACACUCAUGCAGAAGCUAUAACAACUAGGCUACAAAUUUUGA